Molecule: messenger RNA, 4224 nt
Organism: Nicotiana attenuata
Lineage: Eukaryota; Viridiplantae; Streptophyta; Magnoliopsida; Solanales; Solanaceae
Exons: 1
Coding region: 116-4087 (1323 amino acids)
Source: RefSeq, a predicted model, not a curated record
GCACGUUGCCCACUCCCCCUAUUAUAUAUUGCCGAGUAUAGACCUAUUUCUUUCUCAAUCAAUUUUCCACUUUUGUUUACUCUGACCACAGUUGUAGGGUUUUGUUUGACUUAUAAUGUCUGUAAUGGAGAAGUUAGGGGAAGCGAUGCAACAAAAUGAGGAGAAGAAGAAUAGUUUAAGGAAAUCAAUUUUGACGUUAAUGUUGGAAUGGAGGGACUUUGAGAAGGACUUGAAUGUAUCCACCACCUGUUUGAAAGAAUGCUUCAACGAACUCGAAGCCAAAGAGAAGCACUUGACUUCAGUUCAAGAGUCAGUAACGGAUAGUUCUAAGGAACUUGAUUCGAUUAGGGAAUCCAUUGAGAAGAGACGAGAGGAAGUUGAGAAGAAAAAGGAAGAGUUUUGUGCAUACCGCGAAGGGGAAAUUAGGAAUCUUGAAUGCAAGUGGAGGGAUUUGAAUUUGGCCAGAAAAGGGUUUGAUGAGGUUGUGAAAUUGAGAGAGGAAAAGUUGAAUGAGCAGGAGAAGAUGGUGGAACGCUUUUGGGAGGAAAUUGAAUUUGAGCGCAAGCAGCUUGAGGAUCUUAGGGAGUUUGUAGAGAAUAGGUUUAAGGAGGUUAGUAUGAAGGAGAAGGAGUUUGAGGAGCGUUCCAAGGAAUUCGAUAAGAUUCAGAGCUGGAUUCGUGAAGAAACAGAUGCCCUUGAGUUGAAAGAGAGAAAAUUCGAGGAACGAGUGGUAGAAUUUGAAGUUAAGGAAAAGAUUUUGCUGUCGAUGAAGGAGGAGUUUGAGGAGCAGUCAAAGGAAUUCAGCAAGACUCAAAGCAGGAUUCGUGAAGAAACAGAUGCCCUUGAGUUGAAAGAGAGAAAAUUCGACGAACGAGUGGAAGAAUUCGAAAGUAAAGAAAAGAUUUUGCAGUCGAUAGAGAAGGAAAUAGAAACUAAAGGAAGGGGCUUGGAUUCUGCGAGGAAAGAACUUAUGGUAAAGGAAAAUUGUUUGGACAAUGUGAAGAAAGAACUAAGGGUGAAGGAAACUAAGUUAGAUUAUGUGAAAAGGGAACUUAGACAUAAGGAACAUAACCUGGAUUUCAUCCGAAAGAAACUUAGGGAGAAGGAAACUACCUUGGAUUCAGUGGCAAAUGAACUCCGAGGUAAGGUUAACAACUUGGAUUCGGUGAAGAAGCAACUUAGAAUCAUGGAAGACCACCUUUCCUCAGUGAAGAAGGAACUCGAGCUCAAGGACAAGAGUUUGGAUACAACUAAAAAGAAACUUGAACUCCAGGAGCAGGAGUUAACUUCAUUCAAGGAACAAAGAGAGGAACUCAUUGAAGGGCGGUUUAAAGUGCUUGAAAAGAAAGAGAAGCAGCUGGAAACUGUUUGUAAUGCUCGUGUGAAGUCCGAGCCUACUGAUUAUGCAGAAGUGGAUAGAGUUGGUGCUACCACUACUAAGUCUGCUGAAAUAAGAUUUUUUGUUACAAUGGAUGGGAAGAGUUUACAGAUAUACCUGAAUGAGCGCGAGAGGGAGCUGGAUUCUAUGUCUGAUGAAGUUUUUAAAGCUCUUCAAUUGUCUCCGAACCCUGGUCAACUGGUGCUUGAUGCAAUGGAAGGGUUCUAUCCUCCCCACUUGAGGAAGGAAGAAACAGAGUUCGAGGCCAGUGUUGCUAGGCGGAGUUGCAUUCUUCUAUUAGAGCAGUUGAUUAGAGUCUCACCGAAGAUUCAACCCAUUGUGCGGGAAGCAGCAAUGGAACUUGCGAGAGCGUGGAAGGUUAAAAUGAGGGCAACAACUGGGAAUCAAUUAGAGAUCUUGGGCUUCAUGUACCUAUUGGCUUCUUACAGUCUGGUUUCUGCCUUUGAUGCGGAUGAGCUUAUGAGCCUGCUAACUAUUGUUGUUGAGCACAACAAGUCAAAAGACUUGUGUCAUCUUCUUGGUUUCACAGAGAAGAUUUCUUGUUUCAUCCAGAAUCUCAUAGCCAAGCAACAGAAUCUUGAAGCUGUUAAAUUUGCUUUUGCUUUUGAGCUUGUGGACCGUUUCCCACCAAUACCUAUUCUGAAAGAUUAUGUGAAACAUGUUAUGUGGAUUUCGGAGACUGUCCGUAGUAGAGAAACGUGCUCAAUCGAAGAAAAGAUUGAAGCCAUUGAACAGAGUGUAGCUUCUAUUAGAGCUGUUAUCGGAUCCAUUUUGGAUUACAAGCUUCAAUCUCAAUACCCACUUGCUCAGCUUGAAGAGUGUAUAGAAUCUCUCACAAGGCUGAAGGCAGAUGCAACCACAUCAUCUGUCAAUUCUGAGGCUCAAAAGCCACAGCAGAGUCAGGUGAAACAGAUAGCAUCAACUUGUCCAUCUCUUCUCACUGAUACGAGGGCCCUCAGCUCUACUUCAUCCUCUGAAACGGCCUCCACUUGCAAGUUAGGUCAUUCUGAUGCUUUCGCUGCCAUCCUUGUGGGCAUGGGAGGUAAGAAUUUGCAGGCUUUUUUAAAUGAUCAUUGUCAAGAGCUCGAGUUGUUGCGCGUUGAAGUCUCUACAGCUCUUAAACUAUCAACUGACUCGGGGAUGCUUGUGCUGGAAGCACUUGGAGGAUUUUAUCCUCAAAAACCUCAUAAAGAAAAGAUUGAAUGUAAUCGUAGUAUUAUCAGGAAAAGUUGUAUCCUUUUAUUGGAACAAUUGAUUAGAAUCUCUCCAGAUAUUACACCAAAGGCUAAGUUAGAAGCGAGCAAGCUUGCAUCUGACUGGAAAGCAAAGAUGAUAGAUGAAAGAGAAAACCAUCUGGCUAUCUUGGGUUUUCUGCUUCUAGUAGGUGCCUACAGCUUGGCCUCUGCCUUUGAUAAAAAUGAGCUGAAGAGUUUGUGUCGCACUGUAGCACAACAUGCGAAUGUAAUUCAGAUUUGUCAUGUACUUGGUAUUUCUCACUCUAAUGGUGAACCUCUUUCCAACAAUUCGGAAAGGAGAAUCAAGGGUCAGCAUUUAAUAUCUGGUUGUGCUUCGAGUGUUGUCCACGCCGCAUCAGAUCCCGCAAAAAUUGUCUUGGAUGCAUUGAGGAAGUGCUAUUCUGCAGAACGGGAGAAGUCAAAAAAUGAACUUACCAAAAAAAGAAAAAGGGAUAAGUGCAAAAAGUUUUUAUCAGUUAUGACUAGGUUCCCUGAUUUGUUGGAACAGCUGAGAGAAGUUUCUCCAGAAAUAAGACCUCAGGUUAAAACUGAGGCUACUGAGUUUGCAGUUGAGUGGCGAGCAACAUUGAUUGGAUCAUGGGAGGCCAUAGGCUUUUUGCACCUUUUAGCUACUUUUGAACUGUCAUCCUCUUUUGAUUCAGAUGACCUUAUAGGUUUCUUGAAGAUUGUUCAGCAUACCAGCAAGGUAAUGGAUCUGGUCAGAAUCCUCGGGUUAGCUGAUAAGAUUCCAUGCUUUAUCGAAAAUCUUAUCAGGAAAAGGCAAUCGCUGCUGGCAAUCAAAUACAUCUAUGAGUUUGAACUCGUUGACUCGUUUCCACCUGUUCCGCUCCUGAAGAACUAUGUUCAGGGCUCAAUAGUGCUAGCCAAACAAAUACGUUCUGAUGGUAACGAUUCUCGUCAAGCCCAAGAAAAGGCUAUAUUUUAUGAACUAUCUGCACUGAGAGCUGCAGUUAACCGCAUUGUGUUGCACAACCUUCAAUCAGAAUACUCACCUGACCAACUUAGAGCACGUAUUGCCGAACUUGAAAGAGAGAGGGCAAACUUAAGUGUCCCAGAAAAACAUCCAGGCUUUGCUGCUAAGUUCCAAUGUGAUGGGAGAAGCGGAGGAACUCAAUGUGAGCCGAUUUCUCAAGGGCAAAAAACUGUCACCAAAAAGAAUCUUGCCUCAUCUAAUGAGGGUGUUUCUAUCCAGCAGUCCCGACGAAAACGACGGAAAAUGAAGCGCCUUUUACCCCUGCAGACAAAAGAUGCUAACAGUAGCACUCCCCCUAAUUUACAGCUGCACCAUAGCCAAUUCAUGCAACAUAACAGAUCAGAUGCUGCCGCAGGAGGGAUAUUCAGGAAUUAUUCUGGUUGUCAUGACCAUUUCAUGGUUGCUUCAGGUGUGCCACUACCCUUGUUGCCACGGACAAAUCCCUUUUACCAUCAGUAAAAUUCCCUUCCACCUAGUAUUGUAUAUCCCAGUUAUUUUUCUUAGCACAUGUGAGCUUGGAAACUUGUAUAUAUUUAUUUAUGUACACAUAUUUAAGUUUUUGCGUGUUGAUAAGGACCUUGGAAUGAAUGUGUUUA